CGGGCCUCCUUCAUUGAGCAUCGAUGUCUCUUCCUAGGUAAUUGAUCACUGUAGAACCAGGAACGCCGAUUCAUCGUAGAGGGAGGGUGAGCAUCAUGAAUAUUCAAAAGGCUGCAUCCGCACUACUGCAAGAGUGCAAGCAAAUGCUGGACCAGCUAUUGCUGGAGGCGUCAGAUGUAUCAGAGGAGGACAGGAGCAAGGACCAGCGUUGCAGAGCUUCACUCCCCAGCGAGUUAAGGACCCUGAUCCAGGAGGCAAAGGAAAUGAAGUGGCCCUUCGUGCCUGAAAAGUGGCAGUACAAACAAGCCGUGGGCCCAGAGGACAAAGCAAACCUGCAGGACCUGAUUGGCGGCUGGCUGCAGCAGUUACUGGAGUCCCUGAGAGCAUCCAUCCAGGCUCAGGACUGUGCUACGGCCUCGGCUCUGGUCUUCCUCAUGGACCGGUUCCUGUACGGGCUCGAUGUCUCCAGCAAACUCCUCCAGGUCUCCAAAGGUCUCCACAAGCUGCAGCCAGAAACACCGAUUGCUCCGCAGGUGGUUAUUCGCCAAGCCCGAAUCUCUGUCAACUCAGGAAAACUUUUAAAAGCCGAGUACAUUCUAAGCAGUCUAAUAAGCAACAAUGGUGCAACAGGUACUUGGCUGUACAGAAAUGAAAGUGACAAAGUCCUGGUGCAGUCCGUUUGUAUACAGAUCAGAGGGCAGAUUCUACAAAAGCUAGGAAUGUGGUACGAAGCUGCAGAAUUAAUAUGGGCCUCAAUCAUAGGCUAUUUGACACUCCCUCAGCCCGACAAAAAGGGCAUUUCCACAUCACUAGGUAUAUUGGCUGAUAUCUUCGUUUCCAUGAGCAAGAAAGAGUAUGAAAAGCUUAAAAGCAGUCCACACAUUAACUUGGGCCUCCUGCAGGAGUUUGACCACCAUUUGCUCUCGGCGGCCGAAGUCUGCAAGCUGGCAGCUGCCUUCACCCCUUAUACACCCCUCUUUGUUCUCACCGCCAUGACUAUUCGUGGCACGUGCUUACUCUCCUACAGUAGCUCCAAUGACUGCCCUCCGGAAAUGAAAAGUGUGUAUCUGCAUGAAGCCAAGGAGGCCUUUGAAAUUGGCCUCCUCACCAAGAGAGCUGAUGAACUGGUUCCUGGGAAACAGGAGCUCCAUACUUUUGUCAAAGCCGCCUUCUGUCUCACCACGGUGCACCAGCGGCUCCGGGGAGACACCGAGGCGGUCGCUGCAGCCCGUGGGCUGUGUGGGGAGGCUGUGGAAAAGUUGUACACAUUCAGUACGUCAUCGGAGGCUCAGGACCGAGCCGCCCUGUCUCGGGAAAUCAUGUCUGCUGUCACCCAGGUGAAGGAUCAUUUACAAGUUGAAGGCUUCCCAAAUGUAGAGCACAGUUUAGAACAGAAGGGCAGGUCUUACAUCCCAGAGGGCUUCAUGAGCUCCUUGGGUAAUGCCCUUUUGCGUGGGCAAGUGGAUUUCCAGGAAAUCCUGGAAGCCUAUUCCCAGCACCAUACUUCGGUCUGUGAGGUGUUUGAAGGCACUUGCGAAAGCAGCAAAAGCAAACCCAAAGGUAGAGGAGUCUGUGUCACGGCUCUGAAGACAGAAACCCAAAGCGCAGCCACUGUGAGCGCUGCUGAUGAGAAACCACCCCGUCAACGAGGCAGAGGAAUGUCUUCCUCCCCCGUGCGCAGGAACGGGCCGGAGAAACCGCUGCAGGCUACAGGAUGGAAAAACUGGCUCCACUCUGAUGCCUUUCGAGAGGCUGUGGAUAAAGAUGGGGAGAUUGAGACGGAGCCACCAGGCUGCACCAACGGCGAGGCCGCUGUUUUGAACACGUCUCUGAAUGACAGCCAGACUUCCAGUUCUUGGAGCAAGUUUUCAGGGCUCAGUUCUUCUGCAAGUUGGGAGGAAGCCGAUUACGAGGCUGAUCAGUCAGAUGAAAAAGAAGCUAACAAAGAAGAGCUUGUGGACAUGCAGUGUUCUACCGCCUGCUCUGAAGAGCCGGGAAACAAGGCGGGAAACUACGCUGUCACGUACUUGUCGUCAGAGAGUCCCCUUUCUCUGCGGGGGUGCCAGGCUGGCAAUGUCGAAUCUUCUCAAAGACAACUACCGGGGCCCAUGCCCUUGACAACUGUCUCUCCUCCUAAUGGAACAGGCGUGUUCUUGACCUCUGCUACAGAGCUAUUAAAAGGUGGUCCAGGGGAUACCCAGGACGUCAGAAAUCUAGAAGCCAGACAUGCUUCUGCUGCUCUCAGAUUGGCAUGUGGUUCCACGCCUUGGACAUCCUGUGGUAUUAACAGGCCUCAGAACAUACCCACAUGUUCAUUAGUCCAGGUGGAAAACAUCUUAGAAGAAAAGGCAGAAAUUAUCCACAGUGCUGAAGAGAGACAUGGGGAAGAGGAGAAAGAAGAAAUCAGUACCAGAGAUACAGGACCCACAUUUAAAAGUGGACCUUUCGGGGUUGGCAGAGAAGACAAGGCAGCAGAAAAUCCAGAAGAUGUGCCCCUCAACACUGCGAAUGUCGUGGAUGACUCCAUGUCCACAUGUAGCUCGUUCACGCCCUACUGGCCUGACCAAAAUGAUGACCUAGGAAAUGGCGGUGGUGGCUCAGCCAAAGAGCAGCCCGUCCACCCUGAUGCCCCCACAGUGGAUUACAAGAGCCAACUGCUUGACCACCCGGGUGUUCACUCCACGAGUAGAUGUGGUCCUCAUAGGCUGAAAGCGAUGAGGCCACCUCUUGGCCAUGGGGCUGAGACUUCUAAUUCCUCUGUCAAUAUUCCUUCCUCCAUCCCUAACGAGGACUGCACUACCACAGAGGAAGGGAAUCAACCUGGAAACAUGCUCAACUUCAGCCAGAACUCCAGUUCAUCCUUGGCAUGGCGUUCUGGAUCAUCUGUGUUUUCCAGUGGUUCCUAUGAUGGGGAGAGCCCUUGGUCCUUCCUGAAUUCCAGCGGAAGUUCGUUUGUUUCUUUGCCAGGAAAGACAAGGCAAGAGAUCCUUGAAGCGCGUACCCUGGAGCCUGAUGACUUUGCAAAACUCUUAGCAGGGGUGAAGCAUGAUUGGCUGUUUCAAAGGCUGGAGAAUACAGGAGUGUUUAAGCCCAGUCAACUCCACCAAGCGCACAAUGCUCUUCUGUUAAAAUAUUCCAAGAACUCUGAAUUGUGGACAGCCCAGGAAACUGCUGUAUAUUUGGGGGACUACCUGAAUGUUAAGAAGAAAGGAAAACAAAGAAGGGCUUUUUGGGUUCAUUAUCUUCAUCAGGAAGAAAUUCUGGGGAGAUACGUUGGGAAAGAGUAUAAGGAGAAGAAGGAGCUCUGGCACCACUUCACUGACGUGGAGCGGCAGAUGACUGCACAGCACUACGUGACAGAAUUUAAUAAGAGACUCUAUGAACAAAAGAUUCCAACACAGAUAUUCUAUAUUCCAUCUACAAUACUCCUGAUUUUAGAGGACAAGACAAUAAGGGGAUGUAUCAGUGUGGAACCGUAUAUGCUGGGAGAAUUUGUAAAAUUAUCGAAUAACACGAGAGUGGUGAAGACAGAAUAUGAAGCCACUGAGUAUGGGUUGGCUUAUGGCCAUUUUACUUAUGAGUUUUCCAAACAUAGAGAUGUGGUGGUUGAUUUGCAAGGUUGGGUGACUGGUGAUGGAAAAGGGCUCAUCUACCUCACAGAUCCUCAGAUCCACUCUAUUGACAAGAAAGAUGUUACCACCAAUUUUGGAAAGAGAGGGAUUUUUUAUUUCUUUAAUAACCAACAUGAGAAAUGUAAUGAAAUAUGUCAACGUCUUUCUUUGACCAGACCAUCUGUAUAGAAGCUGAGUAAGUCAUAGUCUAUCUGGAUUAAUAACACAAUAGAACUUCAUGCAGUUUACUAACAAUAAGUUCUUCUCUCCUUCCAACCUGGUACAUUUACGCUUGGGCAUGGCUAUCAGGCUAGUUCUUGUCAAUGAUUUGAUUAAACAAGUUCGUCUAUUUCAGCUCACUAAUGCCUAGGAUAUCAGUCUUCUUUUUAAAAAAAAUAGCUUUAUUGGC
This is a messenger RNA of Echinops telfairi (small Madagascar hedgehog), 4020 nucleotides long. RefSeq names its product alpha kinase 1 (gene ALPK1). Gene Ontology annotation, molecular function: protein serine/threonine kinase activity; ATP binding. Gene Ontology annotation, biological process: protein phosphorylation. Bases 96 to 3800 code for a protein of 1234 amino acids. The transcript is spliced from 13 exons. NCBI's taxonomy places the organism in Eukaryota, Metazoa, Chordata, Mammalia, Afrosoricida, Tenrecidae. The record is from RefSeq and is a predicted model, not a curated record.